CUCCUUGAAGUCCUUUCUCUCCAAGUCUGGGGUGGGAGGAAGCGUGGAAACGGCGUAUCCCGGUCACGAGAGACAGCGGUCUCUCGUCGAUCCCCACCCGCUGUUGAGAGGCGCUGCCUUGGAAGGGCCCUAAGGAAGGCAAUGACUGAGUACAAAUUGGUGGUAGUAGGAGCUGGGGGUGUUGGAAAAAGUGCCCUGACCAUCCAGCUUAUCCAGAAUCACUUUGUAGAUGAAUAUGAUCCUACUAUUGAGGAUUCUUACCGUAAACAAGUUGUUAUUGAUGGAGAGACUUGUUUGCUAGACAUCCUGGAUACGGCAGGACAGGAGGAAUAUAGUGCCAUGAGGGACCAAUAUAUGAGAACUGGGGAAGGCUUUCUUUGUGUGUUCGCCAUUAACAACAGCAAAUCAUUUGCAGAUAUAAAUCUUUACAGAGAGCAAAUUAAAAGAGUGAAAGAUUCAGAAGAUGUACCAAUGGUAUUAGUGGGAAACAAAUGUGAUUUACCAACACGAACAGUAGACACCAAGCAGGCUCACGAAGUAGCAAAGAGCUAUGGCAUUCCAUUCAUUGAAACAUCUGCCAAAACAAGACAGGGUGUUGAAGAUGCUUUUUAUACAUUGGUUAGAGAAAUCCGUCAGUAUCGAAUGAAAAGGCUCAACAGUAAUGAAGAUGGAAAUCAAGGCUGCAUGGGGGUGUCUUGUCUUGUGAUGUGAUGAGCUGCCUUUGAAUCAUCCAUCCAAGUUCAAAGCUGAAUCUUAAUUCCACUGUGUUGCAUUUCAUGAUGAUGCCUUGGCCAGUAUCAUGCAAGUUGCCAAUUGAUCAAUAUUAAAACAUUCUAUCAGCAUCAGAAGAUACUGUUUCUGAACAUCUACCUCUUUGCUCAGUUGAGCAUGCAAAGAAAAUCUCAUACGUUAUGUGUGGGAUUUUUCACUUUUCUUUCUUGGGUAGGUUCAAACAGAGAAACUGAUUAUAUGGGAACUUUAGAGGCCAAAUGCCUUGAAAAAAAUAACAUCUCAUUUUCUGGAAAGAAGGCUGGAAUGAAUUAUGAUCUUGCUAUUCCAAAAAAGCCAUUACACAGCAUUGUAUGGUAACAUAAUGCUUGAUUUCCUGUACACCGUUUUAAACCAGGAUAAUAUUUGUCACAUUUCCUAUACUAUGUAAAAAAUUCCUAUUGUGCAUUAGAUUAAUCACACCUAGUCUAACAUCUUUAAUUCUGGCCCCCUUUUUAUAACAAAAGUAAAAUUAUUUGAUUAUCAAGUGCCUCUUUAAAAAGGCAAGCUAGACCUUAAGCCUUAUCAUGCAGGUUGCAGCUCUGGUUCCUAGCUGACCCGUCUUGAUUGUUUGAAGCUGACUCAGUACAUUGGUCUGUGUAACCCAGUAUUAACUAUGCUUGGCUUUAUUGUAUUAUUCUUCUAUUUGGGCUUCCCAAUGAACUGUAUGUGGGAAUUUUGCAGAAAAUAUUUACUGUCACUGGGCUUUGUUGUCAGAGUUCCUUGCAUCAUUGACUGAAAGGCACUUUGAGAUUAAGAUUCUCCUGAGGAAAUAGCAGUUAACUGCUAUUUUCUAUUUUUAAAUACAAUACAUUCCAUUUACCUUGUGCUUGAAGGUACUGGUAUUUUCAUCAGGACCACUUAUUAGCUGUGGAUAUUGUCAACAGCUGUUAUUCCAUUAUCAGUCAUAAAACAUGGCUGUAUGAAGUUUAUGUAGAAAAAAAAUCUUUUCUAUCCCAGCUAUUUCUGCACUUCUAUUUUUAGUUAAACUUAUUUACUCAUUUGAUAUCUUUGUCAAGCACAGUAUCUUUAGGCUUACUAGUGAAGAAAUGUAUUUAGGGAAUCAACUUCAUUAGCAUUAUUCAUUUUGAAAGCUCUCUCCAGGCUACUGCUGUGCAGUGAAACCAGAGGUGAAGAGCUAGCAUAAAAUGGAACUAGAGGAGUAAAGGGUGAAUUUACUGUAAUUUUCCUGCUGCUUAAAAGCAGGUUUAAACUGAUACUGUACAUUUAUCCUUACAAAUUUGGAGCUGGAUUCCUCAGUAGCUUCCGUACCUCUAUUAUAAAAGAAAAGGAGCUGUGAGUUUUCCUUUCUCUAAUGCUGAGGAGUAGUUGAUUGGAUUACUAUUUAUAUUAUAUAUCCAAAAUCUGGUCCUGAAUCCCGUGUAUCAUCUCACUUGCAAGUGGGUGAGUGAACUGCCUUCACUGAAAGUAGAUGUUAAAAUGUGAGGUAUAUAAAAGCUGUCUGUUUGACUGUUUUACUUAUCUGAUUGAUGUGGUUUAUUGAAGGACAGAAAUGACUUCAAUAGAAAUUGAGUUUGUGGUUGUUAAGUGGUUUACUAGUUCGCAAUAUUGCCAUUUUACUGCAUACAUUCCAAGUUGGGUAGAAAACCACUGUAAUCCAAACUAUCUAAUCACCACAAUAAGAAAGUUGGCAUAUUAUUUCCUAAAUAUAUAACUUAAUGGAUCAUUUCAGACAUAUUUGAUCUGAAGCUAAUUACAUACAGCAUUAUAUAGGACCAUAAAAUAAUGUGUUCAUAUGCCUAAUGUGUUAAUAUUAAACCAAGCAAAAUAGAGCUCAUUUUCUCGAGAAAUUGAUGUCACCUGAGCAAUAAAUUGAUACUGUUUAAAGUCCCUUGCAUGUUGCUCCAUGCUACAUAGCAUUCCAUUUUUUCUUAGUGUGAUUCCUUUGUUCUGUGGUAGAUAUGUGGCAUAUACACUGGUAGAUAGUGAAAUUUGCUUGAUUUCUAAAAGUCAGUUAGCUGUGUAAAUUACAGAAGCACUACUACAGAACAUGGGACCACCUAAAAAGAAGUACAGCGAAUUGUUGGGCUUAGAAGAAUCAUUGAGAAAUCACACUUCUUGGUUAGCAUUUGCAGUUUAGAAAUUGUAAUUCCAAGAGCCUGAAUAUUAAAUGUCAUUUUUGGCUCUGUGUUCUGCAUGUUUGCCAAUGAAUCUGAGAAGCACAUAGUGAUACAUUAGUAAUUUUCCAUCUGGGGUUUACUUGUAUUAAAUAUUGUUUCAUCACAAAUGAGACAUAGGUUAAUUAAAAAAGCAGUUUGUAUACUGAAGUAGGUGAAAUCAGCUAAUUUGGGUGAUGGAAGCAAUUUUCAAACAACUGUUUGCUUCAGCAUAUAAAACAUUUCUCUAAAAGUUGGUAACAUUUGUAAUUCUUGCGUUCUUUCAAUUCUUGAAAUUUCCUGCAUUUACAUUUGCAGAGGAUGUUGUAGUGGUUAACCUAGGCCGCAACAAUAUAUUAUUCCUGAUGGUCUGCUGUGUUUUCCAGAUCACUGAUCAUCUCUUUCUGUAGCGCUAAGAAAAAAAGAAUUCAAUGGGGAACAUUUGAAAUAAUGCACAGCAGUGACAAAUAAAUCUCAUGUACAGAAAGUCCUUGACUUACAGCCUCAACUGAGCCCAAAAUUUCUAUUGCUAAGCAAGGCAGUUAAGAAAGUCAUAAGUGUUGUAACUUUGAACAGACAUUUACAAAUAGUCACUAAAUGAACGGUUGUAAGUCGAGGACUACCUAUAUUAGGAAAUUUAGGAAAGCAAGCACACAGAUUUAUAUAGAAUUGUUGCUCACAAAUUAUCAUGAACAGAUGUAUAACUAAAAUAAGUGCAUAGUCUUGAAUAAGAGUGUGGUACAUGCUGAUAGUAUCUGUUAGUUGCAGAUUUUAAAAAAUAGUGUUUUAAAAUAACUUUUACAACCAUGUUCCUCAGCUGAUCAAGGAUACCUUUGCUUUUAUUUUAGAAAAGAAUCUCACUGAUUCAUUUAAUUCUGCAGAAUCCAAAACAAAUUGGAUUUUUAGUUUAUUUUGCUAAUAAAUUAAAAUUUAGAUGUGGAAAAAAAUCUAUUGCAAGCUGGGCUUCCAGUUACCAGUCCUUGUUUUUCCUCUAACCGAUUAUAAUAAUGCUGUUAAAAUUACACUAAUAAUUUGCUGUAGAUGCCAUACAUAUUUACUGGACUGCUGAAUAGAAAACAAGAUUUAAUCUGCUUAAUAUUUUUAAACAUUUUCCAUUACUAAAAGGAUAUUCCUGAUACAGCAGAUAAUAGUGUGCAAACUUAGAUCAAGUGUUGAUCCUUUUUAAAGGAAAUGGCUUUCUUUAUAGGAUGAAUGGCUUCUGUAAGUUGCCUGCUGUGUUAUGUGUGGAUUGUCUUUUUUAAUGUUUCAGAAUGUUUAAUAUACUGUUUCAGAAAUUUUUGUGCCCAUAUGAAAAUGUAAUUGAUCCACUGAAACUUAUGGUCAGUUUCUUGUGUUACCUGCUAUCUGUGGUUUUAAAAAAAUACCUAUAUUGAUAAGUUCUCUAAACUUUGGUAAGAUACAUUUGGACUGUUUGAAAGCAAAAAGUGCCUUUGUUGCCUAACACAUUUGAAUUCCUAGAAAUGUAUGUACAAUUAGAAAUUCCCAAUCAUAGCAAGUGACAGCAAUUUGCCAAUUUUGGCUGAUUUGCGAAAAGCUAAGCAGAGUUGAAUGGAGUUAGUAUCACAAGACUAUUUAUAGACAAAAAAAAAAAAUCUAACAAAUCAUUCCCCUUUCACCAACCUUCAUACUAUUCUAUAUAGUCAUCAGGAAUCAAACUUCACUAGAGAGACUUUAAAAAUUCCAUCUUUUUUAUGUGUGCAUAUAAUAUUGUGUAUUGCUAGUCCUGACUCAUCUAUAUAAUAUAUGAUAGAGCCUAGACAUGGUUAGGCUCUAUUUUCCAUGGACAAAACAAAUGAAUUGCAAGAUGCUGUGAAUAUCAGUGAAGGCCAUUAUUGAUAAAACAACGAAGUCAAGAUUCUGAUCAUACAUAAUUCAGAGGCAGCUAAAAAUAAUUCUUAACUUCUGGAGCUGAUAUCACUUCAUGUUUAUUUGGAUGACAAAAUGACUUGUUUUAAGAAUGCUAUAAUAUUUGCUGUAACAUCUGAUUUUACUUUUAGUUAUGCUUAUUUCUAGAUCUCACAUAGCUGAAUACCACAGUUAAUAUGGGGCAAUAGAUGCUGUGUGGAUAAAAAAAAUGGACCAUGCUUCCAAUGUAUGAUAUUUCAAGAACUUACUCUCUGGAUUUCCAGACCAUUAAAUGUUAAAGGUUGACAUAUUGUCAAAGCACUAAAUCUAAUUCCAUUGUAAUGUAAUCAUUUUUAAAUGUGUUUAAGCAAACACUGUUUUUUUUCCUAAAAUACAUAAAUAUUUCUUUA
This is a messenger RNA of Crotalus tigris (Tiger rattlesnake), 5161 nucleotides long. It is a transcript of the gene NRAS, whose product is annotated as NRAS proto-oncogene, GTPase. The coding region runs from base 142 to 711 and encodes 189 amino acids. Gene Ontology annotation, cellular component: plasma membrane. Gene Ontology annotation, molecular function: GTPase activity; GDP binding; GTP binding. The record is from RefSeq and is a predicted model, not a curated record. The transcript has 6 exons. Lineage: Eukaryota; Metazoa; Chordata; Lepidosauria; Squamata; Viperidae. Gene Ontology annotation, biological process: Ras protein signal transduction.